AUGAUCCAUCCAGAGUCCCACCGGCAUCACUCCUCCAAGGAGGCGGCAGACAUGGCCGCGUACUGCGACAUGUACCAGCAACACCAACAAGCUCCGGCCCAGAAUCUCCAAGUGUGCGAGUAUGCUUCCCCGCCCGGGCCGUAUCUUUGGGGCAUGAACGCCCCGACGUCGGCCUACCCGCACGCCGCCCCUGCCGGGCCAUCGGCAGCCUUCGGCCCGCCUUCUUACAGUUCAGCGUUCGGGGGGCCGGAGCUGGGCUGGCUGUCGGCGGCGGGCCAGGAGGAGCUGCUGAAGCUGGUUCGACCACCGUACUCUUACUCGGCGUUGAUCGCCAUGGCCAUCCAGAAUGCGCGGGACAAGAAGCUGACGCUGAGUCAGAUCUACCAGUAUGUGGCCGACAACUUCCCCUUCUACAAGAAGAGCAAGGCCGGCUGGCAGAAUUCCAUCCGACACAACCUGUCGCUGAACGACUGCUUCAAGAAGGUGCCACGCGAUGAGGACGACCCCGGCAAAGGAAACUACUGGACGUUGGACCCCAACUGCGAGAAGAUGUUUGACAACGGCAACUUCCGUCGCAAAAGGAAGCGACGGUCUGACCCGACCAAGACGGAGGAGGGUGCACCGCCCCCUGGCCCCGUUCCCGCCCGGAGCCCGCCCUCUCCCUCGGAGAACGUUAAGACGGCGUCGUGUUACAGCAACUUUUACAGCGGCAUGUCCUCCCUGGGGGGCGGAGCCAGACAGACAGGGCACCUGGGGCUAUUGGAUGAGGUGUCCGGCAGGAACAUCGGCGCCUUGCAGGGACCCUACCGUCAGCAGGAGCCGUCCCAGCACGCUAACGAGGGUCUGUCCUUCAACCGCGGCCUCUACUACAAUGCCCUGGCAGGGGGACAGGGCGGACAUUUUAACGGGCACUUGUACAACGGAUUCAGCGUCAACAGCCUCAUUUACCCCCGAGACGGGGCCGCCGAGCUCUAGUGGACCGACCCCUCGUUAACUCAUUCAUUUGCUUGAUCGUUGACAUUGAUGGAGAUAGAUGUCCAAUUCAUAUGGGCUGGUAGGGAUGGCAGUGAAUGAACAUUUGUUGAAACUUAGUAAAGUAAAGCGCGAAAACAAACAAAAAACAAAAACAACAAAUGCAGAAACCUAAAAAAAAAUUUGCUCUCCAGUAGACGUUCAAUCCGUUUGUUGUAGGAGGGUUAGCAUCGAAUGAACCAACAAUCUUUCGCUGUCAGCCUUCUGCUUCACCGGACUAGAGGUCUAUUGAUAAACUCACUAAAAAAUUACCAGCAGGAGCAUUGUUGGACCUUUCAUUGCACCAUGUUCGUAGGGGCGACGUUCAAAUCAUAGUCAAUGCAUUGACAUUCAAAUGAAAUCAUAACUAGCUUAAUUCACAACCAAUUUUUAAAAGAUUUUAUCUGAUAUUUAUUCAGUGACUGCCAUUGAUGGCGCCGGACCUCUACUAAGCAUAAAAGCAUUUUAAUUCACAACAGAAUCAGUGAAUAAGUUAUUUAAAAAAAGAAAUAAAUAAAAAUAAAAAUAAAUGAACAUCACCAACAAGCACUUAUUUCCUUUUGCUGAUGAAAUCACAUUCAACACAUUUGUUUUCACUUGAGAUGCACCGAAAAAUCGCUGGCUGUAUAUUUUUCACCGAAAUGUGACUAAAUUUAUAGUUUCAUUCCAAAAUUCUUUUCACCAAAAAUUUAUUACUGAAUAGUUGACACAAGCAAUUAGCUUGCAAGCACGUACUUCUCGUAAGGCCAUUUCAAACUAGUGGCAACCUAGUUGAAGGUGAAGGGUUCUGCAGCAACCCAUUCAUUGUUUAUGUGGGAAGGGACUUCUCGGCGAAAGUGAGCGGCUGUUUUGGGCGGAACGGCAGGUUUGAACGAAUUUGUGCCAAGAAUCGAGGCCCAAAAUAGUUAUUGAUUUUGCAGCCCAACCUGAGUGUAGCAGAUUAGCAGUGAACUCUCUCUCUCUUGCGCUAAUAUAGUAGCUAAAAUAUACUAUACUAUACUAUACUAUACUAUACUAUACUAUACUAUACUAUACUAUACUAUACUAUACUAUACUAUACUAUACUAUACUAUACUAUACUAUACUAUACUAUACUAUACUAUAUACUUUAUACUCCCUAUGGGCUCACCACCUGUGGGAGGGCCCAAGGAGGUUGGGUGCAUAGGCAGUUGGGUGGCAGCCAAAGGAUGGGUCGUUGGCGGUUCGAUCCCCAGCUGCUGAAGCUGGUUCUUGGGACGUGGAAUGUCACCUCUCUAUCCGGGAAGGAGCUCGAGCUAUCGCUAGUGCAACUCGAUGUAGUCGGGCUCACCUCCACACAUAGCUUGAGCUCUGGUAACCAUCCUCUUGAGGGGAGGUUGUACAUUAUUCCACUCUGGAGUUGCCCACAGUGAGA
Molecule: messenger RNA, 2404 nt
Organism: Corythoichthys intestinalis (scribbled pipefish)
Lineage: Eukaryota; Metazoa; Chordata; Actinopteri; Syngnathiformes; Syngnathidae
Gene: foxi2
Product: forkhead box I2
Exons: 2
Coding region: 1-975 (324 amino acids)
Biological process (GO): cell differentiation; regulation of transcription by RNA polymerase II; anatomical structure morphogenesis
Molecular function (GO): RNA polymerase II cis-regulatory region sequence-specific DNA binding; DNA-binding transcription factor activity, RNA polymerase II-specific
Source: RefSeq, a predicted model, not a curated record